UGAAAAACUCUCUCUAUCUCUCUCUGAUCAGUUGAAAAACUCUCUCUCUCUCUCUCUCUCUCUCUCUCUCUCUCUCUCUCUCUCUCAUGUGAACCUAGGAUUGGAUACUUUCCUGGUACUGUAUAAGGCGGAGUAUAUGCUGCAGUAAAAGAUGGUUGGGAAGUCGGAGAAAAGCUACUUGGAGGUUUUGGGUCUGUGCUGCUCAUCAGAGGUGUCUCUGAUUGAGAGAAUCCUGAAGCCACUUGAUGGGGUUAUUCAGAUCUCAGUUAUCAUCCCAACCAAGACAGUAAUUGUUGAUCAUGACCCACUUCUCAUCUCUCAAACUCAAUUAGCCGCAGCGCUAAAUCGGGAAAGGCUAGAAGCCAAUGUUAAACUGCAUGGAGAAAUCAAAUCGCAAUACAGAUGGCCUGAAAUAUGGGUGAUGGGUUGUGGCUUGCUGUUGGCACUCUCCUUUUUAAAGUAUGUUUACCAACCAUUUCAAUGGUUGGCUGUUGGUGCCGUCGCUGUUGGCAUUCUUCCGAUAAUUUUCAAAAGCAUAGCAGCCAUUCGGAACUGCGUACUCAACGUCAACAUCCUCAUUCUAAUUGCAGUGGGAGGGACACUUGCUUUGCAAGAUUUUUCAGAAGCCGGCACUAUUGUGUUCAUAUAUGCCAUUUCUCAAUGGCUCGAGUCAACGGCAAGUUACAAGGCUUUGGCUGUAAUGUCCUUACUGACAAGCAUUGCCCCUCAAAAAGCUAUAUUAGCAGAGAGUGGAAGCCAAGUAGAUGUCAAAGACGUGCCGUUAAACACAGUCGUCAUCGUCAAGGCCGGUGAAGCUAUCCCAAUUGAUGGAAUCGUAGUAGAAGGCCAAUCUGAGGUUGACGAGAAGAUGUUGACUGGAGAGCCAUUUCCCGUUUUCAAACAACUGGACGACACUGUUUGGGCCGGCACUAUCAAUCUUAAUGGUUAUAUUAAGGUUAAGACAAUUGCUAUAGCAGAGGAUUGUGUGGUGGCAAGAAUGACAAAGCUAGUAGAAGAUUCUCAUAGAAGGAAAUCUAAAACUGAGAGAUUGGUAGACACUUGUGCCAAGUACUAUAUUCCUGGGGUUGUGUUGCUAUCAGCAGGUUUGGCUGUGAUUCCAGCUGCAUUGAGAGUUGAUAACGUAACACAAUGGUUUUACUUAGCAAUAGUGGUAUUGGUAAGUGGAUGUCCUUGUGCACUCAUCCUCAGUACCCCUGUUGCCAAUUUCUGUGCACUUACCAAGGCUGCGACGACCGGACUUCUAGUCAAGGGUGGAGAGUAUCUGGAGAUUCUUGCCAAAGUUAAAACCGUGGCCUUUGAUAAAACUGGAACCAUAACAAGGGGAGAAUUUGUGGUCACUGACUUCCAGUGUUUAUCUGAUGAUAUCAGCUUCAACACUCUGCUCUACUGGGUGUCAAGCAUUGAGAGUAAAUCAAGUCAUCCAAUGGCAGCGGCACUAGUGGAAUACAGUCAAUUGCACGCCAUUGAACCAAAGCCAGAGGACGUACAAGAUUUUCAAAAUUUCCCAGGAGAAGGGAUUUCUGGCAAAAUAGACGGGAAGUACAUACAUGUAGGGAAUCGCAGGAUUGCAGCACGAGCUGGUUGUACUACAGUUCCACACCUUGAAGCCCACAGCUUGGGAGGAAAGACAAGUGGAUUCAUAUACUGUGGACCAUCUGCUGCUGGAGUAUUCAACCUAUCAGAUGCUUGUCGGUCAGGGGCCAAGGAGGGAAUUGAAGAACUAAAAUUAUUGGGCAUACGAACUGUCAUGCUUACUGGUGACUGUCUCGCAGCAGCAGUACUCGUACAAGACCAGCUAGAGGAUGCUCUUGACGAAGUCCGGGCAGAACUUCUACCAGAAGACAAGGCAACAAUCAUUCAGGAUCUCAAGAAUAAAGGAACUGUGGCUAUGAUUGGAGACGGCAUGAAUGAUGCCCCAGCCUUAGCUACAGCUGAUAUUGGUAUCUCAAUGGGAAUUUCUGGUUCAGCACUUGCAACAGAGACGGGAGACAUGAUUCUUAUGUCUAAUGACAUCCGUAAGAUACCAGAAGCUGUUCGACUAGCGAGAAGGACUCGCAAGAAACUCAUUGAGAAUGUCAUUUUGUCAAUCACUGUUAAGGGUGCUAUCCUUGUACUGGCUUUGGCAGGCUACCCUCUGAUUUGGGCUGCAGUUGUUGCUGAUGUUGGCACAUGCUUGGUUGUAAUUAUGAACAGCAUGCUACUUCUACAAGGAACCCCAGACCCAGAAGAAAAAAGGAAAUUCCGCAAAUCAUCCCCUUCAAGUGGCAAUCAAAAGCCCGGGUGCAACACAAGUGACUGUCACACGCCUCUUAUCAGUAAUUGUUGUUCGAGCAGUGUAGCGAUGGAAAGGUGUGAAACUCAAGAUUGUUCUUCAAGUGGACAAGUUGAGCCUUCCACUUCAAAAUUAUGUAAGAAUGACAAAUGCACUGACUUACAAUGCAUGAGGGGUAUUUCCGAAGGAGAUGGGAGGUCAAGUAACGUUGUUUUGGGUGCCGGUGCCAAUGCAAUGCCGGAAAAUGCUUCUGAAAAAAGCUUAUCAGAAAUCAUCAUUCACUAGAUGUACUGCUCAGGUUACAUGGAGAUGAACUUCUUAGAUGAUAAUUGCUAUAACAGAUGGCAAUGUUAUUAGAGAAAGCAUAUUCGGAUGAAAAGAAACUCAAGAAGGUUCCUAUUCUAUGUUGAUUCUAUGAAAUACUGUCUAAGCUAGAACAGUUUAGGUCUUUUCAUCAUCUUGAAAUUUAUUCCUGCGUCCGUGAUUUAUUUAUUUUAUAGGGUAUUUAUCAGUUUAUUA
Molecule: messenger RNA, 2812 nt
Organism: Rhododendron vialii
Lineage: Eukaryota; Viridiplantae; Streptophyta; Magnoliopsida; Ericales; Ericaceae
Product: putative inactive cadmium/zinc-transporting ATPase HMA3
Exons: 10
Coding region: 152-2578 (808 amino acids)
Biological process (GO): monoatomic cation transport
Cellular component (GO): membrane
Molecular function (GO): metal ion binding; zinc ion transmembrane transporter activity; ATP binding
Source: RefSeq, a predicted model, not a curated record